AUGAACCCAGUUUACCUGGACUACAACGCCACCACUCCAAUCGAUCCUCGGGUAGCCGAGGCGAUGCUGCCCUACAUUUACAAACACUUUGGCAACCCUUCCAGCGGCCACCUAUUCGGACGCAACGCCAAUGACGGUGUCAACGCGGCACGCCGGCAGGUGUCCGAAUUGCUCGAAUGCCAUAGCGACGAACUCAUUUUCACCAGCGGCGGCACCGAGUCCAACAACUACGCCAUCAAGGGCGCCCUCGCUGCCAACCGGAGCCGGGGCAACCAUAUGAUUACCUCGGCGGUGGAGCAUCCGGCCAUCAUUGAAGUGUGCAAGUUUCUGGAGACCCAGGGCUACCGGGUUACCUAUCUGCCAGUGGACGAAUACGGGAUGGUUGACCCCGGGCAAGUGGAAGAGGCUAUCACCCCGCAGACCACGCUCAUCAGCAUCAUGCACGCCAACAACGAGGUGGGCACCAUAGAGCCAAUCGAGGCAAUCGCCGAGGUGGCCCACCGGCACGGCGCGCUUUUGCACGCCGAUUGCGCUCAAUCCGUCGGCAAGAUUCCGGUGCUGGUGGAUGAACUGGGAGUGGACCUGCUGUCCAUCGCCGGACACAAACUCUACGCUCCAAAGGGGAUUGGCGCGCUGUACGUCCGCCGGGGUGUGGCGUUGGAAAAGCAGAUGCACGGAGCCGGCCACGAAGGGGAUUGGCGGGCCGGCACCGAGAAUGUGAUACACAUGGCCGCGCUGGGUCAGGCCUGCGAGUUGAUUCACCAUCACCUGCCCGACUACCAGCGACACAUGGCAGAGAUGCGUGACCGUCUGGAAGCCGGCUUGCAGGGCACGUUUGGCAACAUUCGGAUCAACGGGCACCCCAGCAAACGCCUGCCCAAUACCUCCAGCGUCAGCUUCAAGCGGGUGGAAGCCAAUACCGUUCUGGCCGGAAUGGUAAACCUCGCUGCAUCAGCCGGGGCGGCCUGCCAUAGCGAUCGGGUAGAGGUGUCUAGCGUCCUCGAGGCAAUGGGCGUUCCGCUGGAAUACGCCAUGGGCACCCUCCGGUUUUCAGUCGGCAGAUAUACCACCGCCGAGGAAAUCGACCGCGCCGUGGCCGAGGUUGCCAGAGUCGUGAUUCCCCAUCUGCAGGCCGCAGCGUCGGUCGGGUAG
Messenger RNA from Geodia barretti, 1152 nucleotides. The record is from the annotation of a GenBank genome assembly. Lineage: Eukaryota; Metazoa; Porifera; Demospongiae; Tetractinellida; Geodiidae.